This is a messenger RNA of Babesia bovis T2Bo, 3721 nucleotides long. Its product is annotated as putative splicing factor 3b subunit 3. Gene Ontology annotation, molecular function: protein binding; U2 snRNA binding. The coding region runs from base 68 to 3577 and encodes 1169 amino acids. Gene Ontology annotation, biological process: mRNA splicing, via spliceosome. Gene Ontology annotation, cellular component: nucleus; U2 snRNP. Lineage: Eukaryota; Apicomplexa; Aconoidasida; Piroplasmida; Babesiidae. The record is from RefSeq and is a predicted model, not a curated record. The transcript has a single exon.
GGGUGGUCCACUGUACAAUCAAUGGCAUAGCGGCUCCUGAAAUAUUUAUAAAGGAACGCAGAGAGCUAUGCCGGUUUUCUUCCACCUCACGCUUCAAAGGCCUACGGGCAUCACGCAAGCCGUACAGGGCAACUUCUCAGCCCCAAAAGCUCAGGAAAUUGUAGUAGUAAGGUCACAUACCAUAGAAUUGCUGUCACCGGAUGAUAGCGGUAAGCUAAGAAGCCUUUGUGUCUCCGAGGUCUUUGGAAUAGUUAGGGUGGUCUCUACGUUCAGGUUAACAGGAACACAACGUGAUUAUUUAGUUGUAUGCUCGGAUAGCGGACGGUUGGUUAUACUUGAAUAUUGCAAUGUGAGUGCUACAUUCAAAAGGGUGCAUUGCGAAACAUAUGGAAAGACUGGUAUCAGACGUAUAGUUCCAGGUCAAUACCUCGCAGUAGAUCCGAAAGGAAGAGCACUGAUAGUGGGUGCUGUAGAGAAGGAGAAGUUUGUUUACAUCUUAAAUAGAGAUAGCAAGGCGAACCUAACAAUAUCAUCACCCUUGGAAGCCCAUAAGAGCCGAUCUAUUUGCCAUGCCCUAGUCGGACUAGAUGUGGGUUUUGAAAACCCUAUUUUUGUCUCCAUUGAAGAAAGUUAUGAAGCAGUAGAUGCGGCUCAAGUGGAUGAAGAUGAGGAGGUUACCGAUGAUAUUAUUAAAAAGGGUCUCAGUUUCUGGGAGAUGGACCUUGGUCUCAAUCACGUAGUUCGAAAAAUGACAUUACCAGUGGAUAUAAGUGCCCACCAUCUGAUACCUAUACCUGGAGGAGAUGGGCCUGGAGGUGUUAUUGUAUGCUGUGAAAACUUCUUGCUGUACAGAAAGAUAGAUCACCCAGAAGUUCUAUGCGCCUAUCCUCGCAGGUUGGAAAUGGCACAGGACAAACCGCUCAUGAUGGUGUCAAGCGCUUUACAUAAAAUGCGUGAUUUCUUCUUUGUUCUGGUGCAAUCGGAAUAUGGAGAUAUAUACAAAAUAGAGCUAUUCCACGAAGAAGGAAAGGUGAACGAAAUUGUCUGUCGAUACUUUGAUACCGUACCUCUUGGGAACUCCAUUUGUAUUUUAAGGGCAGGGUAUCUGUUCGUAGCCGCUGAAUUCGGUGAUCAUCAACUGUAUCAAUUUACCGGAAUAGGUACCAAUGAAAACGACCCUCUGUGCAGCUCCAUACAUCCCCAGGGUAAAGAUGCCAUCGUAGCUUUCAAACCAAGGGUCAACCAAAACCUGCAAUUGGUUGAUGAACUCAGCUCUUUAAGUGCAAUCACCGAUCUUAAGGUGAUAGAUGUCCAAGGUCUAGGUCAACAGCAGAUAUUUUUAGGUUGUGGUAAAGGUGAACGUAGCACCCUCAGAGUAUUGAGGCACGGACUCAGCGUAGAGGAGUUAGCCGACAACGAACUGCCGGGAAGACCCAAACAAGUCUGGACAGUGCCAACUGGUGUAGACAGUAUAUAUGAUGGAUUUAUACUUGUGGGUUUUGAAGGAAACACACUAGUGCUCUCCGUAGGUGAAGCUGUUGAAGAAGUUACUGAUUCGUGCUUUUUGACUUCUAUCACAACUCUCCAUGUAAGCAUGAUGGGAGAUGGAUCGUAUAUACAAGUACACGAUGGAGGUGUGAGGCAUGUCUAUGAUAUGAAGGUACGUGAGUGGAAAACACCCACUGCCAAACGUGUCAAAGUUGCAGCAUCAAACCAACACCAAUUAGUGUUGGCACUAUCGGGAGGGGAACUAGUAUAUUUUGAGUUAGAUGAAUCGCAUACAUUAGUGGAAGUGGCUAAACGUAGUUUGAAUGUAGAAAUCACAUGUUUAAGUCUCCAACCUACUGCUAAGGGAAGACUCAUGGCAAACUUUAUGUCGGUUGGUGCGCUCGAUAAUUUGGUUAGGGUACUAUCAUUGGACAGACAGUUGAAGCAAUAUAGUACGCAACUGCUUCCUAAUAACAGCACGCCAGAAUCUGUAUGUAUAGCCGAAUUCCAAAUUGGAACGCAUCCCGUUCUGAUGUUGGUAGUUGGACUUAACACGGGUGUAAUGAUACGCGCCACCAUCGAUGCAGUUUCCGGGGCUUUGAGUGACCAAUAUACACGUUUCUUAGGGUCACGAGCUGUUAAGUUUAAGUAUAUCAAAAAUCAGGUCAUAGGAACAUCGGACCGACCCUGGCUGCUUUAUGAAUACCAAGGUGUGGUACAAUGCUUGCCGUUAAGCUACGAUACUCUUGAGAGUGUCGCUUCUUUCUCUAGUCCGUUGUGUAACGACGGAUAUGUCGCAAUAUCGGGGUCUAAUCUGCGGAUAUUCAGAUGCUGCAGAUUAGGCGAAACCUUUAGUGAACAUAGGUUACCACUUGAUUAUACGCCAAGGAAACUGGUAAUGAUGCCCAAUGAGGCCCCAAAUGUAGGAGGUCUCAACUAUAUGGUGGCGGUGGUCGAAUCUGACCAUAACGCAUAUGGUCCAGAAAAUGUUGCUGAAAUUUCAAAAGCAUUAGGUGACAUCAAAUUAGAUAAUGAAGUUGGUGAUCUGCUUCCCUUGGCCAACUACAAAGCAGGAACUGGAAGAUGGGCCUCAUGUGUGAGAAUCGUUAACCCGCUGAAUCUCACAACCGCGGCUAAGCUGCUUUUUGAAACUAAUGAAGCUGCCACAGCAGCUGCAGUGGUUGUACUAGAUGGAAUGCAAUGCCUCUGCAUAGGAACUACUGUAGGAUAUGACCUUAAAAACACUGAUGAUGUAGAAUCAUACAUCAGGGUCUAUUGCUACGGCGCCAACUUUGAGAUUCGUCUGCUUCAUGUCACACGCGUUGGUGGAGUUGUCCGCGCAUUUACAGGUUAUGAAGGUAGACUGCUCGCUUCAGUUGGAAAACGCAUCAGAUUGUACGCAUUGGGAAAGAAACAAUUGCUACUAAAAGCUGAACAUCGCACAUGCAGCGAUCAUGGAUUUAUAUGGUUAAAUGCAGUAGGAUCCAGGAUUUUUGCUGGUGACAUUCGCGAGGGUAUACAAAUCUUGCGAAUUAAAUUUUACAGUGAAGAAGCUGCUGAAUUUGAAUGGGUCGGUGGUGCGACCGGGCCCAGAUGGCUAACUUCAUGUGCUCAAUUGGAUUACUCAACCGUGAUUGCUGGUGAUAAGUUCGACUCCAUCUUUGUCACUAGGGUUCCUCAGGAAGAAUCUACUAGACAUAUACAGUUAGAAAAUGUUUGCCAAUUCCAUCUAGGUGACCUACCCACUGCCAUGGAUAAAGCCGCUUUGUCACAAUCGACCCAUGUUGUAUUGUAUGGUACCGUUAUGGGAUCCAUUGGCGCUUUGGUUCCCUUCCAGUCCAAAGAUGAACUAGAUUUUUUACAACAUCUGGAAAUGCUGAUGGCUACUGAAGCCCCUCCACUGUGCGGUCGCGAACAUAGUUUCUACCGCAGUUAUUAUGUGCCCGUGCAACAAGUAGUGGACGGUGAUUUGUGUGAACAAUUUAGGCAUCUCACCGAAGCGCAACAAAGGAAAGUUGCACAGCAGCUGGAUACAACGGUGAACAAUGUACUGCGCAAACUGGACGAUAUUAAAAACCGCAUCAUGUAGAGAUAAGCCACAAUCACAAUAUUUUCAAGAUGCAUAAACUAUCGUCUCCCAAUAAAUCCGUGUUGUAGUAUUCAGAAGUCACACCCUUUGGUGUCUAAGUAUCACUGCAACCGUUGAUUUAUGAAACGUAAAUCAUAAUAUCGA